Anguilla rostrata (American eel) is the source of this 873-nucleotide messenger RNA. It is a transcript of the gene cdc26, whose product is annotated as cell division cycle 26 homolog. Bases 215 to 505 code for a protein of 96 amino acids. Gene Ontology annotation, biological process: anaphase-promoting complex-dependent catabolic process; regulation of mitotic cell cycle; protein K11-linked ubiquitination. Gene Ontology annotation, cellular component: anaphase-promoting complex. The transcript has 3 exons. The record is from RefSeq and is a predicted model, not a curated record. Lineage: Eukaryota; Metazoa; Chordata; Actinopteri; Anguilliformes; Anguillidae.
UCGCCGAUUUUAUAUCAGCAGAGUCAACAAUUAGUUGGGUAUGGCUAGGUCCACUAGUUCAGUGAUCUGUAGGAUAUGCUACUACAGCUAGCCUAGCGUUAGCCCGUUAGGUCGCCAUAGGAGAGGGAUGAGGAGGUGGAAUAACUGUGCAUUUAUCCAGCGGCGUUAACGGCUUUUCCCCCCUAGUUUAAGGUGGAGUGAGGACCGCGCCUGUAUGUUGCUGCAGUGCAGAUCGAGGAUGCUGCGCCGCAAGCCGACCCGUCUGGAACUGAAGCUGGAUGACAUUGAGGAGUUUGACAGUGUGAAGAAGGAGCUGGAGAGCCGGAAGAAACAGAGGGACGAGGUGGAUGUGGUGGGAGUGGCAACAUCCGGGGAAAUGGGAGGGGCGACGGGCGGCAGCAACGAGGGAAAGACCCGGGAGCAAAUGAUCAACGAGCGCAUUGGCUACAAGCCCCACCCCAAACCCAACACCUUGCCUUCCCUCUUCGGAAACCUGCAGUUUUAGGGCCCCCCCAGACGUCCUUCUGAAAGGACGGAUCGCCUGGACCGAACCCUCGCUUGAAAGGGCAGGAGGGGUUCUUCCAGCGCCAGUAUCAAGUUUGCACAUUGACUUUAUUUUUACUUUUUUAAUGCUUCCUCGGCUUCGUCCGAGGGCCUCAGGGGUUAUCCACAGUUCUGAGACAGUCUUGGUGUUACAAACCCCAGCAGAACAUGUUGAAGAUGCUCCCACACUUUUGGUUGUUUGCUAACAUUUUCUUGUUUUCAUGUGAACCAGCAGCAUUGCUUACAACUGAAACUGAAAAAGUGAAUGUCUGAGUAAAAAAAAAAUUUUUCCUUUUUAAAUAUACAAAUAAAAACCAAUGUUUACCUCUG